UUUUUUUUCUUCGUUCUUUGUAGAUUUUGAGUUGUCAUGUCUUUUUUCAAAUCUUACAUUUCCAUCAGUUUAAAAAGUCAAUGUAGAUCUAUAAGUACCAACAAGUCUUCUGUUCCAUUUUCUAUUUAUUUACAUUGGCCCUAUUGUGAAAGCAAAUGUACCUAUUGUAAUUUUAAUAAAUAUAUUCAACCACCCCAAGUACCAGAAGAUAGAUUGAAAAAAGCCAUGGCAAAAGAAAUCCAAUAUUAUGUGAAUCAAUAUCAAUUGAAACAUCGUCCACUUCAUUCUAUUUAUUUUGGUGGUGGCACUCCAAGUUUAGCAAAGCCUUCUACUUUAAGUUAUUUAUUAGAUACCCUGGAUCAUACAUGUUAUCUUCCUACCAAUAUUGAAAUUACUAUGGAAGCAAACCCCACUUCAAUGGAAUUAGAAAAAUUGGAAGCAUUUCGAAAAAUCGGUAUCAAUCGUUUAUCCUUGGGUAUUCAAUCCUUUGAUGAUGUAGCUCUACAAAGAAUGGGACGAGAUCAUUCUGGAACUGAAAGUAUACGAGCCAUUGGUAUGGCAAAACGAUCAUUUGACAAUAUGACAUUUGAUUUGAUUUUUGCUCGACCUGGUCAAACCUUACAUGAUUGGAAAAAGGAAUUAAUGUUGGGACUGGAUUUGGCGAGUAAUCAUCUAUCAUUAUAUCAACUUUCUCUUGAACGUGGUACACCUAUUUAUAAAGCAGUGAUGAAAGGAGAAUUACCACCUAUACCAAAUCAAGAUGAAGCCGCUGAUAUGUAUGAAAUGACUGUUGAGCUUGCUCGUGAUCAUGGCUUUCAUCAUUAUGAAGUAUCUAAUUAUAGUCGAUAUCCACAUACUAUUAGUCGGCAUAAUUUUUCAUAUUGGCAAGGGAUGGAUUAUCUUGGUAUUGGUCCUGGCGCUCAUGGAAGAUUGACAGAUCCUACCACUCUGCAACGUGUUAGGACAUUUGCUGAAUUUCAUCCUGAUAAGUAUAUGGAUUUAUGUGAAUCAAGUGGUGAAGGAUUACGAAGCAUAACACCGAUCUCUGAUGAACAAACAAAGGAAGAAUUAGUGGUAUUUGGAUUAAGGACGAAAAUGGGUAUUCCUUAUCGAAGAUUCGAAUCCAUCACUCAUGGUAGUCAUCUAGAUGAUAUGAUUAAUCAAGAAGCGUUGAAAUUAUGUAUGGAUGCUGGAUUUCUUAUUCAAGAAAGGUCGCAAGAAGGGACAAAAGAGACAAAGGAUGAUCUAAUACAACCGUAUAUCCCAUAUGAAAAUCGAUCUGAAUGGAAUCUAGGUGGUAUUCGUCCUACAGAGAAAGGAUUAGCUAGAAUGGAUACCAUUUUACCCAUGCUACUCAAUCACAGCUAA
Molecule: messenger RNA, 1368 nt
Organism: Halteromyces radiatus
Lineage: Eukaryota; Fungi; Mucoromycota; Mucoromycetes; Mucorales; Cunninghamellaceae
Product: coproporphyrinogen III oxidase
Exons: 13
Coding region: 37-1368 (443 amino acids)
Biological process (GO): porphyrin-containing compound biosynthetic process
Cellular component (GO): cytoplasm
Molecular function (GO): coproporphyrinogen oxidase activity; 4 iron, 4 sulfur cluster binding
Source: RefSeq, a predicted model, not a curated record